Molecule: messenger RNA, 1509 nt
Organism: Lingula anatina
Lineage: Eukaryota; Metazoa; Brachiopoda; Lingulata; Lingulida; Lingulidae
Product: piwi-like protein 1
Molecular function (GO): nucleic acid binding
Source: RefSeq, a predicted model, not a curated record
AUGACUCCCCGGGAACAAGUGGGCAGGUUGAGCAACUUUAUACAGGCUUUCAGAGGAAAUGAGCAAGCAGUACAGCCUCUGAAGAGAUGGGGCAUUGAGGUGGCAGAAAACCUGCUGGCAGUCCAGGCCCACAACCUGAACCCAGAGAGGAUCAUCUUUGCCAGAGACUGCUUCAACUAUAAGCCUUACCAAGCUAAGUGGCAGGAGGCUGUACACGGUGGCAACACUCUGUUGGAGUGUGUACCACUACACAGUUGGCUGGUGGUGUACCCAGAGGGACGAGGGAGGCCCAUACCCUGUAAGGAGGCAGCACAGAACUUUGUCAGUGAACUCAAGCAGGUGGCGCCAGCUAUGGGGAUGAAAGUUGAGUGGCCAAGUGCAGUGUCAAUUCAAAGAGAUUAUCCAGAAGACUACAUAAGGGCAAUUCGUGAAAGGCUUGGCCAGGCACAGAUGGUGGCAUGUGUCCUUCCUCAAGAUAGGGACAAAUACAGAAUGCAGAUACGCUAUGGGGAAAUAAAAAAGGAAUGUAUUAACCAGCUUGGAGUCCCUAGUCAACUGAUGUUGAAUGCAACUCUUAACAAGAGCAGUAACAAGUUCAAGAGCUGUGUGACUAACAUUGCCAUGCAGAUGAAUGUGAAACUUGGAGGUCAGCUGUGGAGGGUGGCUUUUCCUGAAGUGCUUAAGAAGGCAAUGGUCAUUGGUAUAGAUGUCUACCAUCCAGGGAGGGAGAAGUGUGCCUCGCCCAAUGCUAAGUCUGUUGGCGCUGUCACAUGCUCUCUUAAUGCCAACUUCACUCGCUAUUUCUCUGCAUCAGUGGAUCAGCUGCACAGAGGAACAGAGUUGUUUGACACCCUGCAGCCUAUUGUUGAACGUGCAUUGAAAGAAUUCCUAAUGGAGAAUAAAUUUCUGCCCGACCCUAUCCUUAUCUUCCGUGAUGGAGUUGGUGAUGGCCAGAUUCAAAUAGUCAAAGACCAUGAACUACCUCAGAUAAAAGCAGCUAUCAGAACAGCUGCUAACUACUCCCCAGUAGAGUACAGACCUGCCAUAGCUGAAGUGAUUGUUCAGAAGAGAAUUUGUAGCAGAUUUUACACAGUUCAGACCCGAGAGAACCCACCCCCAGGGACAGUGGUGGACAGUGGGAUGACCAGACCAGUGGACCAGAUAGACAAUACCUAUGAUUUCUACCUUGUGAGUCAGUCCAGAAGAGACGUGACAGUGUCCCCCACCCACUACUAUGUCAUCUAUGACACCACGGGGAUGACACCAAGGCAGAUGCAGGGGGUCACCUACAAGCUCACUCACCUGUAUUACAACCUGACAGGCACAGUCAGUGUUCCUAGCCCCUGCUACUACGCACAUAAGCUGGCUUUCCUGUAUGGUGAAUACAACAUUGAGACAAAGGCCCCCAAACUUGAGCUGCAGAAAACCUUGUAUUAUCUGUAAGCAGACCAACCUCUACCAGGGCCACAGAGAUUUUAUUAACCAGGUUUUCACUGAUGUUUUUUUUUU